Messenger RNA from Clunio marinus, 237 nucleotides. The record is from the annotation of a GenBank genome assembly. Lineage: Eukaryota; Metazoa; Arthropoda; Insecta; Diptera; Chironomidae.
AUGCCUUCGUCCAGAUUAUCAAAUUAUCCCAAUUUUCUCUCACUCACAAAAGGAGUGAAUUUGAAUUUUACAUCAUUAGAGAAUACACUCUCGCUUACAGGUUUCAUUGGUUUAAUAUUGGGACGAAAAAUUGUGCGACUUCAAAAAAAGGUGAUUGCUAGGGUGAGCGUAUGUUUGGAAUUCAUUCUUGUUAUGGGUUUAUUUUAUCAUGCAAGUGCAUUUUUAAAUUACAAUUGA